AGGAGCAAGCAAGCGCCCACGCACAAACCUUGGCAAAGGCCGACGACGAUUCUCGCCUCGCUGCUGUGUAGCACAUUAAUUUCAUUCAGCUUUUCAUUUCGCGACUCCGAAGUUGCAGUUAGGUACCACCGUACCUACGUCAUAGCCAUCGGGCGCUGUAUCUGAAGUGGCGCCCCUCGAGCUGUGGAGCAGCAUUUUGCAGGAAGGUCUCCACAAUCGCUACCUGGAACCGGAACGGUGCAGACGAACGGGUUGACGACGACGACGGGACUUUCUGCGUAGUGAGUGUGUGACAUUGUAGAGCACUAUUAUUGGAAGGACUUCCUAUAAAAGAUACUUGAAGACAUUUUGCCCCUCACAUCUGUGAUACGUAGUGGGUGGAAAAGUACCAGGCAGCUCCAUGAGUGUUUUAUCUCUCCUCGGAUCGAUUCGGUAGAGCUCUUCUCUCAGUCCGCUUCUCGCAGUUUGCUUAUCUAUUCAUUUCGCGGAGGUCCUCCUCCGAGGCAGAGGUUCAGUCUUGAGCAGAUUUUUCUUCCAGAAAGGUGAAGUGAAAAGCAGCGGGACAAACAUAUUGUCUCUGGUUUCACCUGGAAAAUUUUUCUCCAUUUUUUGGUUUUUCAGUUCUCUUACCAGUGUAGUUCUUUUUUAAGUUUCCAAUCGAAAACGAAAACGACACCCAAAAGGGAGUUGAGUGAAGAAAGUGAAUUUGACGGGUGGGGGCCGUCCCCCUAGGGUAAGUGCCAGUGGUUGGCUGGAAGAGUGCAAGUUGCCAGCGAAGAUGAUGGGAUUAAUGGAUUCCUGCUAAGUCCACUAGCUAGACUAGGGACAACUCACACACCCACACAAACCCGCUCGACAGAUAGAUAGAAGAUCGAAAACUGCGUCAAAUAGAUUCGGGAAAACAGUAGAAGCCCGAUUAUUAGCUCCAGUAGAUAUUUGCUAGUACUUGGACCGUACAACUCACACGUAGCAGUUUCGUAGGCAGUUCCGGUGUGAGUUAGCCCCUCUCUAUAUUUCUCUCCCCCGGUACCCGUUCCCCUCGAAAUAGCACGGGCGCAGGUCGCUCACACAAGUUCAACCCGUGCAAGCGAGAGGGGACCAACAUAACUUUAAAGUGAUGUAAUAAAAGCACAAUGUCAAAUAUUGACAUAUCGACGGCAGCAGUAGCAGCAAAAACAUGGACGAAAAAUACUUGGCGACAACUAGUACAUCUGCUGAUGGUGGCAGCGCUGAUCCUGGCCAUCCCGGGCAGCAGCACUAAACAGCUGGCCGUAUCGGCAGAGGGCAAUAUCGGUUGCCUUUUCGCCGAGACGCUAUGCAUCGAACAUCUGGAAUGGUGCUACGAUGAUUUCUCAUUCGGAAAAUGUCUCCCGCAGUAUGGGCUGGAACCGGAGGAGCUCUUUCGGGAAGCUUUGGACGAGGAACAGUCUCGGUUUUUGGCGGUCAUGCUGGAGGAUUUGCAGGGAGCCGGCCUGGGAUGGGAACACCCCUUUACCCAGUGUCGCAUGCAGGGAGCCCUUUUCGCGAUGCGAACCAAUUCCGAGAUUCCACGCAGUCUCUGCGCAAAUCUGGCACCCGAUCCGGAAGUUCUUGACCCGCAAAGCCCUCUGGCCUUUGUUCGGUUUACCCCUCCCAAUGAUGAGUACGCCGACGAGGUGUACUAUCCGCCCCUGAAGAAAUCCCAAGUUCCUAACCCCCGUUCCACGAUAAACGACAAACGCUUCUUCGUGUCGGCCAGGAAACCUACCAAAAAAUCCUCUCCAGGACGUGAAAUCUUCUCCGAGCCAGUAAAUCCCCUGUAUCCGAAAAUUCGUCCUGUACCAAUCGUGGAAACCAUGGAACCCAUCCCAAUACCAAUCAUCGACCGUAUACCGGAAGAGUCGGGAAGAAAUCGGCACCAUGAUGACCGGAAUCGUGCCGCGCUCCGACGACUUGUUGAACAGUUCGAAUUCAGAUACCCAGGCCCUCAAAUCUACCCCAGUCCGGACGUGAGCGAUUACCUGGAUGAUCAAGCCCCGAACGAAAUCGAACGGUUCAACGUGCGCAUCAAGCCGGAGGUUUCGUACAACGAGAAACGUGAUCAUUACAUCUUCAACGAUCAGAAAGCCGAUGUCGACGAAGAGAAGGCACUGAAGAAGCUAGUCGAAAAUCUGACUCCCAUAGACACACCGGACUACACCUUUAUCAAUCAGAAAGCCUCCUCGUUCCGCGAAUACGCCAACAAGCAUCACAUCCCGAAGAUCUCCAACUUUGCCCCGGAAAAUGUGAACAGCGUAGCGCACGAAAAGGACGUUUCCAAGCUGGACAAGUUCUACAACAAGAAGCCGCAUCACCAUCUGAACGAUCUGAACGAAAUCCCGGAUACAUUCCGAGAAGAUGCCCAGUAUGCUCCCUCGGAAGCUGGCCUCUACACCGAAGGAGGUUUCGUGUACGUUCCCAAGGCCGGUACCAACAAGGGUAAAACGGAAGCACGGGCCUUGCUGGACAAUAUCCUCGGAUUUACCCGCCACGAGCGGUUGGACGUGAAGAAACCAGGACCACCGGCCGCUCCGCCUCCAUCGUCACAAACACCGAACGAACUACCCAAGGAGGCACUACCCAGCGAUUCGGCCGACGACGUAAACGCCAAAAAGCCCAAAUCCAAGAAGGAACUGCACCUGCACAUGGACGACGACCAUGCACCACAUUCGGUUGACACGGAGUACGCGUAUGUCAUUCUGAAGAAUCCGAUCGACAACUGGAAGGAUGGAGCACGGAUUGUGACUGCGUUGGCUGAAGUUUUGCACAUGCAGGGAUAUUUCACGCAUCCAAGGGUUGACCGUCGCGAGGUGACGUUUCGCGUCGAGACCAACCCGGAGAAGAAGACCGCCGCGGACAUUGCGAAGCAGAUCAACAACGACACACGCGUCAAGAACAAUCUACAGCGACGGUACGGAGUCCUGGUGACCCUGGCCGGAGUCGGAGACAAGACCAAGGACAGCGCAGAUGGAGUUUCGUCGGAACGGCGCAUCGAGGAGGGUCCCGAUGUAACGCACGUGAUGGCAUUUAUGUUUGCAGGAGCUGGUGCCGCGGCAAUCAUCGUGAUCGUGAUUACCUUAUUUCUUAUCAAGAAGCACGAUAAAAAGAAGGACAAACUAGGUGGACUGCAGGCCGGGCUCUCCGGGGCGGACAGCUGCAGCAAGGACUACCAGGAUCUGUGCCGGGCCAGGAUGGCCGGCAAGACCGGAAGCACCGAAUCCCCGGGUGGACGCAUAACUUCGCUCGCGAAGGAAGCCGAGCGGCCACCGUCGUCCCGGUCCAGUACGUCUUCUUGGAGCGAGGAACCCGCGCUAACGAACAUGGACAUCUCUACCGGCCAUAUGGUUCUGUCGUACAUGGAGGACCAUCUGAGGAACAAGGGAAGACUUCAGCGCGAGUGGGAAGCACUGUGCCGGUACGAAGCGGAACCGAGCGCUCGCGAUGCGGCUCUGCAGACUCAGUGUGCUCCGUUGAAUCGGCCGGGAGCUCCGCUGCCGUACGACCACUCGCGAGUGGUGCUGAACCAUCUGGCCAACGCGGAAGGAAUGGACUACAUCAACGCUUCAACGAUUACGGAUCAUGAUCCUCGGGCACCGGCAUACGUAGCGGCCCAGGGUCCGAUGCAGUCCACGCUGGCACACUUCUGGCAGAUGGUGUGGGAACAGGGAGCCGUCGUGUUGGUGGCUCUCUGUCGACUGCAGGAGAACGGCGAAGCGGCAUGUGCUCGCUACUGGCCAGAGGAAGGAGCCGAGGUGUACCACAUCUACGAGGUCCAUCUGGUCAGCGAACACAUCUGGUGCGACGAUUACCUGGUGCGAUCGUUCUAUCUGAAGAACCUCCGGACCGGUGAGACUCGAACCGUGACGCAGUUCCACUUCCUGUCGUGGCCUCAGGGUGGAGUACCAACCUCGGCCAAGGCACUGCUGGACUUCCGGCGGAAGGUGAACAAGUCCUACCGGGGACGAUCGUGCCCGAUCGUCGUUCACAGCAGUAAUGGAUCCGGUCGCACGGGAGCAUACAUCCUGCUGGAUCUGGUGCUCGGCCGGAUGAACAAGGGCGCCCGGGAGAUCGACAUAGCGGCCACGUUGGAGCACUUGCGUGAUCAACGGGCGGGCCUGGUGGCCACGAGGCAGCAGUUUGAGUUUGUGUUGAUGGCCGUUGCCGAGGAGGUUCAUGCAAUACUGAAGGCUUUGCCGCAGAAUUCCAAUGCCAGUGGCGAGAAGCGACCCAGCGAUCCAACGACGACGACGACGACGACGACGACAACGACGGCGGCAACAACGACGGCAGCGGCGACGACAGCGGCGGGGGAAAAGGACCAAGCGGCCACGGCAACGGUAGCGGCGCCAAGUGGUGCUAAGGAACCGGAGGACACAGAGGCAAAGAAAAAGGACAGCAAACCGGCGGAAAAGUAAACAAUAGAUGAAGUCAGAGCAGGGAGUUUUUAAGGUUUUUUAUAUUUUCGUUUGUUUUAGAGGUUAGGAUGAAAUGUGGAUGAUCUAUGAAAUUUUUCCGUUGUUUGAGGUUCGGUUUUUGCCCCCCAAAAACACGUUGCUCAAAGAGAAGAAGUAUCUUACGGUUUGCGUUUGAUCAUUUGACGAUUGAAUUUUAGUUCGAAUUCAUUGCUUUCAUGAUCAAAGUAUUUUGCCUUAGCACAAUUGUUUUUGUUUAUAAAUGAAAUUGUUUGAGUGCAAUUUGAUUUGACAGAACCUGAAUCACACGAUACUGGAAAACCAAUGCAAACGUCUUAGGGAAUUUUGAAUGACACAAGAUGAAAACCAAAACAAAUUAUAUGACAUAACCGUUAUUUAAUCGAUCCUUAUAAGAGUAAUGGAACCAAAAAAAAAUCUUGAAAAAAAUAAUUAUUAUCUGUCAAUUUUGCUGACUAGUAAUAGGAAAUGAAUUGACAACGCAUCCUACACUAAAAAAACACAAAUUUCAAUGAAAAGGGGCGUGCUUUUCCUCGCUCAGUUUCCAGGAAAAGCCCGCCGCUCAGUAUUCAAAGUUUUUUCAAGCAUCUAUUGGGAAACAUUUAUAUAUAAAAAAAUAAACAAACAACUUACUCAACAUCACAUGAGGCCGUCAACCGUUCCGAUCAAGAUCCGCCGCCAGCCAGCGCACGCGGACGGUUGGACGUGCGAUCCGGGGAUGAUCCGACCGCCCUGAAAAACAAAACAAAAACAACCAAUCGUAAAACGUGUGUGUGUAGACAAAUAUGAGUAGACGAAUGGAAACAAAAUAAGAUAUCAUUAUUGAAUUAUUUCUAUAAACUAUCAUACGAGACAGUAAUAACAGCAAACACAACAAACAAACAAAAACUCAUACAUAUAAACAAAUAGCGCAAACAACACAACUCUGACAUCUAACCACAUACCAAGUUCACAUAUGUACCUCUAAAGAGAAACUUUUUUAAGACAAAGAUGAAUUUUAAUCGACGUUAGAAAUGAAGAUAACCGAAUUGAAAAGUAUAUAUUUUGAAGCGUGGAGCGGACGAAGGAGCAGCAGAAAGUAAGUUGACGUUAUGAAGUUUGUAGAAAAUCAAUCGCUCGAAUGACAGAUCAGAUGCAACCGGUACACAUCAUCCAAAACACACACACCUAGCAGGCUAUGAGAAAACAGCGCAAGCAAACAAAUACAUAAACAAACGAGUACAGAGUGCCAUCUGGUGGCAUAUUAGUUGAAUUAACGUUGGUGCAGCUAUUAGAUAGAUUAAUAGGGGGACAUUUUGGCACUUUGGACUGGAGAGCCCUCCGGGCAGAGUCAAGUGGAAGAUUUGAAAAUAUAUAUUUUUUGAUUCCUUAUUGGAUUUGACAACGUAAGGAAAAGAGAAGACUUCACACGGACACUUAUUUUGAGUACUAGUCACGGCAAAAAUCAUGCGAUUGUUCGAUGAAAAUGAUGAACAUGGUAGCAUUAAGUAGCUUUUAAAAGUAUAGAAAUGGCUCUUCACGCAUUUCCUAAAUAUUAUACCUAAAGGCAAACAGAAAAAAAAAUCUAGACUUGUAAGACACCGUAAACAUACAGCAAAUGGUACAUUUUCGCACGUCUCCAACAGCAAGGUGUAUUUAUGAAUUAUUGAAUAUCGCUAACAAACAAAAAAGUAUAAUGUAAACAUGCACACAAACAUAAACAAAUAUAUAUUGGCUCACCCGUUCCUGUCAACGUACUCUAAACUAUCCAGCCAGUUUAGGUUCGUUGACAGGAGAAAUCAUAAAAAAAAACAAAAGAACUUUUUAGCUGUUUUCCCUUUCAAAGAAUAAACGACGUUCACCGCGAGUGGAGGCAAAUUUUCGCCGUAUUCCUCCCUGUUUGUUUACAUUUUCUAAUUUCGGGGGCCAUACCGAAAGCAUAGAUACCAUUUUUUCCCCAUUGAACAAACCUACGCUGGCGACAAAAUUUGCCUCCCGCUCGUCCGGUUGAGCGAGAGACGCAGCAGGAGCUAGACUUGAUUAUUGAAUAUUAAAAGAAAAGAAUGACAAACAUCCAAUCGAGGCAACUAUUUAUUUACAUUUGAACUGUCAAACGAGUUAUGCAGAGACUGAUGUCUAUAUAUACUUUUUACUACACCAGUUUGAUUUUUGCUACUAGACUUUUGUCCCACUACUUCUGGUUCCGGGAGCCGAUACUUUAACAAUUGAAUUUGUUUUGGAAAAAUAUCUGUCCUUUGAUUCUUCUGGAGCAAAAACUUCACAAAGAAGCAGAUCUAACCUAUCCGACAAACACUAUAAGGAAGGAACCUUACAAAAUAUUCAAUGUCAUAAAGUUUUUAAAACUAAAUGAUGCAUCAAACUUUUUAAUUCCUUAUUCCUAACGUUGUAGACGUAUUACAUAUAUAUAUAUAUACAAUACAGAGAGUCAUAUACAUAAACAAAAGAAAAGAAAACGAGUAUAUACAAAGUUAUCCUUAAAACAAUACAGAAUCACAAAAUGGGGCUUAUUAUUAUACAUUAAUCAUUGUUUAAUCUUAGCAACUUAUCACAAUCAGUUGACGGAGAAACAUUUGUUGUUUAGGUAGAAUAUCGCACUGAUGGCGCGGGCAGCAACGGCAACCGAAGCUGUCAAACGUGCACAUUCGAUUGCUGGCAUCCCUCCCGGGCCGUCAGUGCGGUUUGUUGUGAGAAGAGAAGCAUUGAAGGUGUUGAACAAAAUUCAAACAAAUACAACCUAAUCCUUUAGGACAAAGAACAAAAAAAAACUUAUAGACAUUAUAUAUUCUGCGGUAGACGCGGAAAGCAAAGAUAAAUAUUCAUAUAUUCUUGUGUAUAAAUGUCCACACACAAUAGAGCAUAAUAAUCUUAUCGGAAAAACAGCAGAAGAAGCGCAGUGCCGACGCCGAAGCAAAGUGUAUAUCAGCUAGUCUCGAACGGAUAAGUGUGCAAAAAUGUGCUUGUAAAAAUUGGAAUCAGUACGAACUUUAUGUAGCAUUCAGAUGAUAAAAUUCAAAAUCUUAACGAUUCGAACAAUGAAUAAAGAACACGAAAAGAGAAACACUUAAA
Molecule: messenger RNA, 7514 nt
Organism: Ochlerotatus camptorhynchus
Lineage: Eukaryota; Metazoa; Arthropoda; Insecta; Diptera; Culicidae
Gene: IA-2
Product: tyrosine phosphatase IA-2
Exons: 10
Coding region: 1134-4433 (1099 amino acids)
Biological process (GO): protein dephosphorylation; regulation of secretion
Cellular component (GO): secretory granule; synapse
Molecular function (GO): protein tyrosine phosphatase activity
Source: RefSeq, a predicted model, not a curated record